UUCAACAGGCAGGCAGGUCUUUUUUAGCAUGGCCACAAAAGGAAGACCAUUUUUCUUUCUACUCAUCGUGGCCUGUGAAGCUUUGGCCACGCCACCAAAAGAGUUGCCUGCAAAUAAAUGUGACUUCACAGACAUGGCCCAAAAACUGAUGAGGAAGUGCCUAAUGAAGGGAUACCCGGCGCCUAUGUUGAUGCAGCUGAAAACUAUCUUCAAUAACAGUGACUUGCCUAUGGCAUACAGAAACUCUAAGCAAUCUGACACCCUCCUAUCUACAUUUGUCAAUGUCAUGCAGUCAGUCUUUCCUGAUGGAGCCAACAAAAACCCACAAGUCAAUAAAAUGACAAACGAGAUGUGUAAUUUCAGCAAUCUUCCAACCAUGAUCAAGCUGAUGAGGAACUCCUCUGUGGCAUCUGCAUGUUACAUGCAAGCAUUUGUGGCCCCUCUGUCCUGGGCAACUUUGACCUCACAGAGUGGAAACAACAUGACCUUAGAUGACUAUGACACAUUGCUGUGGGCUGCCAAACCUGCGCUGCAGGGUAUGCCUUUAAGAGAAGUGAACCUUCCUACCAAUGUAGGAAUGCGCGAACACCUGAAAAAGAUGAUGGCGAUGCUGAGGGAGGUGUAUAGUGACAUGUCUAAAGACCAAAGGACUGAAGUGGUAAAAUGGGGAAAAGAGCAGAUCACCCAGAAUUACUUCAACUGUACAAUGAUCCCACCUUCUGACUCCAAAUCAAUGCCGAUGCAGUGCUGCAAACCUGGAAAACUGGAAUGGCUGAACUUGGAUGCAUUGAACAUGAUGGGACCAUACGUCUCCCGUUUAGCACCAAACGAUGUUGAUUCUUCUCCCAAAGAACAGCUGUGUGAAUACUUCCGCUCAGCCAAGUUCAAAUCCGCCACGAGUAUGACCACUGACAUGAAACCCAGCCUGGGCGAGAAGUUUUUCAAAAAAUUUCAAGAGUGCUUCGGUGGAAAGACGUUUGCUGAGAAUGUGGACAAGCUCGGCAUACUGGCCUGUCAUUAUUCCGCUGCUCUAGACUUGACUCCUGACCUCAGCCGGAAACUCCUCUCUGAGCUUAACAACUGCGAUGAUGGCAGCAACCCCAAAAUCACACAGCUGAAGAAAGCUCUUGUCAAGUCUGUGAUGUCAAAUGCCAGCAGCCCUAAAGCAUUACUCAGUCUGGGUAGCAGCGUUAACUUGCUGUCGUCUAAACAACUGUCCGAGAUCCCUGACAAAGUUCUCAAGGAAUUUGUCCAAAACUACACCGUCCCAUGGAAACGAGGCCAUCAGCGCACCCUGGUCCAGAAACUGCUGGGCAAGGAGUGUAAAUCGGUGUCCGGUAAGGACCUGAUAGCCCUUCAGUCAGUUGCAGAAGGUUUGCCAAGCUGUGUGCUCAAGCAUGUCAAGGAGAUCCUGAAUGAUACAGAGGGCCUGAAGAACAUCUCUAAUCGGAUGAGGAAGGGGCAGCUGAUGGCCAUGCUGCAGGGGCUUCUCCAAGACGUGGCUCCCUCAGAGCUGGUGCAGAAAAUGUCAGGGCCUUUGCUUCGCAGCCUUCCUCUAAACAAGCUGGACAAAGCAAACAUCACCUCUUUGGACCAAGUGGUGGAUAAAAUGUGGAAUCAGGCACAGGCAGCUUUCCUGGCAAAAAAGAUGCACGAUCAAAAUAUGCUUCAAUGGAGGCUGCAUUCAGUCCUUCAGGGAGUAACCUGUAAGAUGAUCAACAAAGUAGCAGACAAUGACACGCAAGACAUGGUUCAGGCCAUUUCAGAGACUCCACAGUGGCUCUCCAAAGUGCAGGCAGGAUGUGCUGCCCAAAAGCUUUUUGCAACUUUGGAGAAAAAGAGAGCUGACUACUUCAAAACCAUCACUGAGGCAGAGAUGAAAAACAUUCCCACAUACUUACUUCUUCACCUGCCGCCUUUGAAGGUGAAGGAUUUGCCCGAUUCUGUGUGUCCUGUCUUCCUCGACAAGAUGAAGGAGGCCAACCUGAGCUCAUUACCUCAACGUUCCCCAUCUCGCCACGCACUUACCCAGAGAGCUCUGCUUUGCCUGGCCAAUGGGAAAAACGUAUCUGAGCUGACCAAUGAGGAUGUGUCCAGGCUUGGACCGCUUUUGUGUGAGCUUCAGCCAUCCCAACUGCUCUUCAUGGCCCCUAAUGUCUUCAACUCCAGCCUCAAGGCCAUGGCUUCCUGCCAGCACAUUCCUCAACACCACAGGGCAGAUAUAAUUCAGCUGGUCACGCAGACUUUUGGGAAUCCAUCUAAUUGGUCAGCUGAGACUAUGGAAGCACUGGGUCCUCUCUUUCUUUUGGAUGACAAUGCCACAUCUGCUCUGCCCAAUAAGCCUUGGAUGGAGGACGUUCUCUAUUUCCUGAAGUUGAGCCUCAAACAGACCUCUGACGCCCUGAGAAAGAAAGUCUUCAGUCUCAUCACCACCACCACCACAUCAAAUGCAGCGCGUAAAAAGAGAGCAGCCAACAGUAUUGGUAAUGAUAGUAAAGCACUCACCGUGAAGGUGAUUGAAGAAUUGGGAAUGGACAACGUCUACUGGAAAGCUGCACAGCUGGAUCAGAUGUCAGCCGAAACCUUCCUCGCUACUUUAGAAACACUCGGCGCCGUCCCUGGCUAUAUUCCAGAUUAACUGGCCACGCUCAAUAAAAAAGCAAUUAUGAUAUUUGGCGCAGUGUCACAGAUGAAUGAGAGUGUGAUGAUGCAGAUGGGAUGUUUAACUCAGGGCUUCUCCAACGCAGACCUGGAG
Messenger RNA from Perca flavescens (yellow perch), 2755 nucleotides. It is a transcript of the gene otoa, whose product is annotated as otoancorin. The coding region runs from base 29 to 2638 and encodes 869 amino acids. The transcript has 23 exons. The record is from RefSeq and is a predicted model, not a curated record. Lineage: Eukaryota; Metazoa; Chordata; Actinopteri; Perciformes; Percidae. Gene Ontology annotation, cellular component: cell surface. Gene Ontology annotation, biological process: cell-matrix adhesion.